AUGCCCAUUCCGGUAAAGGGUCACGAGCCCAACACUAAGGCCAUCCACAUGUUUGUCGGUGAGAGCGCUCCGGUUCCCGGCCAGGGCCUCGGUCAGGGGAAGACAGCCGGUGAUGGUCUUGCCACUCAAUCUGGUGAGAUCUCGCGCACAACCUUUCGCCGUUUCAGGUCCGUUUACCCACAUCCCUACGUCGCUGGAAGUAAAUUGCCGUCGCAGCAAUCCAGCGAAAGAGGUGUUCCAACAUCCUCCACAAGCUCUGAGCUUCCCUUAUCUACCAGCGUCGUCUUGACAUUUCAGAUUCCCGCCAUUCGAUUGAUGAUGGCCGUCAUUGACACUUCCAAAGAUUUGGCCGCCCUCUUCUACCAACAGGUGCAAGCAACUCCAAAUGCUGUGGCCCUUGAAGAUGAGACUAGAAGCCUGACUUACGCUGAGCUGGAGCGUGAGACGGCUGUUCUGGCUCAUAGACUACGCCUUCGUGGAGUAUGCCGGGAUAAGCUAGUUGGCAUACUGUUGGGGCGCAGCGCUGACUACGUGAUCGCAUGUCUUGCUGCGCUUCGUGCCGGGGGGGCUUUCUUGGUCCUCGAGCUGGCCUACCCCCCUGGACUUCUGGCCGAUGUCAUUGAAGAUGCGGGCCCAACUGUCAUCAUCACCCACAGAGCUCAUGCAGGAAAGGUUUCUUCAAGCCAAUCGAGCCUCAUUGUUCUUGAUGAGCAGGACAGCACAGAUGCGUCAAACGGCACAGAAAAUCCUCUCCCCCCACUACCGAACGAUGAGGACCUUGAUAGACUUGCGUUCGUGUCAUAUUCUUCGGGAACCACGGGUCGGCCGAAAGGCAUCGCAAACCCCCACAGCGCUCCGGUGCGCUCCUACAACUUGAGAUUCGGUCUGAGUGACCUGAAACCUGGCGACAGAGUCGCUUGUAAUGUUUUCUUCGUGUGGGAAAUCCUCAGACCUCUUAUCCGUGGAGCAACAGUGUUUGCUGUUCCAGACGAGGCAAGCUACGACCCCGUGGCUCUUGUUGAACUACUCUCGUCGAGGCAGAUCACGGAAACACUUAUGACCCCAACAUUGCUUGCAACUAUUUUAGCAAGAAACACGAAGUUGACCAGCUUAAAGGAGUUGCGUACGCUAUGGCUUAACGGCGAGGUUGUGACAACGGAUCUCGCCAGGAGGGCACUCAAAGCGCUUCCAGAAUCCACUCGCCUUCUGAACUGUUACAGUGCCAGUGAGACACAUGAGAUCGCUUGUGGCGAUAUCAAAUCCAUGCUCAACGAUGAAGCAACUGUGUGUGCUGUUGGGCCGCCUCUAGACCCCAAACACACCUACAUUCUGGGCCAGAAUCGUGAGAAGCUUGAGCCGGGUUUGAGUGGAGAGCUGUUCGUAGGUGGUGGGUUGUUAGCCAGGGGAUACCUCAACCUUCCUGAGGUCACAUCCAAAGUUUUCAUUCCUGAUCCAUUCAGUCCAGGACAGCUCAUGUAUCGCACUGGUGAUCUUGCUAGAAUACUCCCUUCUGGUCUCCUGGAAAUUCUGGGCCGCGUUGGUGGCAUGAUCAAAGUUCGAGGGUAUACGGUGCAGCCUGGAGCAGUCGAGCAUACCAUAAUGAAGCGAUUGGCUGUCAGUCAUUGCGCCGUAGUUGCUCAUGGAGAUGGUCUCGAACGCCAACUGGUUGCCUACUUCGUCCGGGACGAAGAGCCAGCAGGCCGCUCCGAGUUCACGGUAGAGGAAUCCGGCUACAGCCCGACAGCUAGAAAGGUGCUGACCUCACAUCUGGCGCACUACAUGAUUCCCGCUCUUUGGUGCGAGCUCCGAGAGAUUCCGACACACGAGGUUUCUGGAAAGGUUGACCUCAAGGCGCUACCGACUCCAUCUACCUCGAAACCACGAAAUGGAGUCACUGGCGCCGGUGAUGACCGCAACACGGAGAUUAAAAUUGAGACAAUUUCUAAGAUAUGGGCCGCUUCCUUGAACUUGUCAGUCAGAUCAGUGACUCAAGAGCACGAUUUCUUCGACUUGGGCGGCCACUCGUUAGCACUUGCCGAUUUGGCCAGCCGCUUGUCAGAAGCAUUCGGUUUUCCUAUUCCGUUGUCACGCCUCGCAGGGACACCAACACUCGAGGGUCACGCUGAGGCUAUCCGUGCUGCACGCGAUGGCCAUACCGCAGCCGUGCAAGCAGACUUGCCGAAAGUACUUCUGGCUGAUUCGACACUGCCAGAUGACAUCAAGGCUACAGGAUCCAAAAUUCGCCCUCUCAGUGAGGCGAAUACUGUUCUGCUCACCGGUGUGACUGGGUACCUUGGGGCGUUUCUCCUCACAUCCAUUCUAGAAAGCACCACUGCUCGGGUAGUUUGUUUAGUUCGCUUCACUCAUCCUUCUGGAGAGGCUCGGGGUGAAGGCAUGUCUCGUCUUCGCAAGAACUUGAUUGAUCUUGGUAUAUGGAAUCAGGCAAUCCUGGAUCGGGUUGAGGUUCUGCCCGGAAAUCUGGGCCGGAAACGUCUUGGCCUUACGCCUGAUACCUUCGAAGAGCUUGCUUCUCGCGUCGACGUGAUUAUUCAUGCUGGCGCCACCGUCAACCUUGUAUACCCAUAUGCAGCCAUGCGUGGUGCCAACGUUGGGGGCACAAGAGAAAUUCUAAGACUGGCCAGCCGAAGCGGAGCUACUGUUCAUCAUGUUUCUACCAAUGGAGUCUUGCCACCGUCUUCGGAAGGCUGGCCAGAGGAUGCCAUGUUGGGUAUCGAUGAGGUUCCGGAGAAACUUCUUGAUGGCUAUGGUCAAACCAAAUGGGUUGCGGAGCAGCUUGUUCUAGAGGCUGGCCGCCGGGGAUUGCCUGUCAGAAUCUACCGUCCAGGGACCAUCAGUGGCCACAGCACCCUCGGAUCAACAAACACGUACGACUUGUUAACAGCACUCAUUGUGGAAUCCAUCCAGCUGGGCUAUGCUCCAGAUAUUAAAGGGUGGCUUGCGGAGAUGACACCUGUAGACUAUGUCAGCAAGGCUAUCACUACACUGGCUUGUCACACCGAAUUGGACCAGCCUAUCUUCCAUGUUGGCGACCCCAAGCCAGUGACCGCUACAGCCCUCCUCGAGGAUCUCGCUGAGAUUGGGUAUCCGACGAGAGCACUGGAUUGGGACAACUGGGUGUCGCUCUGGACCGAGAGGAGAGGCGCCAGCAAGGCCGGCGAUGACUCGUUUACUGCUGGCAUCCUUCGUCGUGGCAUGCCGACUAUCGAUUUUCUGAAGGCAGUCACCGUCCUUAACGACUCCAAGACCCAACAUAUCCUGGAUACCUACGAGCUGGACAGGCCCAAGAUUGACAGCAAACUAUUCGAAACUUACACCCGCGACUGGUAUGCACGAGGUUGGCUAUCCAGGCCUCCAGUUAGAGAAUCCUCAGGAACAUCGACUCCCAAGAAGACUGGGCCGCUGGCAGGACGUGUUGCCGUUGUCACUGGUGCAUCCUCUGGGAUUGGCGCGGCUGUUGCUGAGGCUCUAUCCAGAGAAGGCGCCCACGUCGUCCUUGCUGCCCGACGGACUGAAGCUCUCGAAAAGCUGAAAAUCAAGCUCUCAGCCUCGCCUGGCAAGGUCCUCGUUCACAAGACUGAUGUGACCGAUAAGGCACAAGUUGAAUCCCUCAUUCAGAAGGCUAGCUCCUUGUCUGAUACUGGUGUCGAUAUCCUUGUCAGCUGCGCUGGGGUGAUGUAUUUCACCAUGAUGGCCAAUAACCAGACCGAUGAGUGGGAACGUACAGUGGAUGUCAAUUGCAAGGGUCUGCUUCAUUGCUUGUCUGCGACCGUACCAUCGAUGCUUAAGCGCGGCAGUGGUCACAUCGUUGCGAUCUCUUCAGAUGCCGGUCGUAAGGUGUUUCCAGGGCUGGGCGUUUACUCUGCCAGCAAGUUUUUCGUAGAGGCUACGCUUCAGAGUUUACGACUUGAGACUGCUGGCACCGGCUUGCGUGUCACUAGUGUACAGCCUGGCAACACAGCUACGGAGCUUCUCGGUAUGUCGACAGACGCUGAAGCCAUUAAAAAGUUCGGCGAGCCUACUGGAGCGAAGGUCCUUGAUCCGGAGGAUGUUGCAGGAGCCAUCGUGUACGCUUUACGACAGCCUGAACAUGUUGCCGUCAAUGAGGUACUGAUCGAGCCACGCGACGAGCCAAUCUAG
Molecule: messenger RNA, 4158 nt
Organism: Neoarthrinium moseri
Lineage: Eukaryota; Fungi; Ascomycota; Sordariomycetes; Amphisphaeriales; Apiosporaceae
Exons: 4
Coding region: 1-4158 (1385 amino acids)
Molecular function (GO): phosphopantetheine binding
Source: RefSeq, a predicted model, not a curated record